Dictyostelium purpureum is the source of this 3941-nucleotide messenger RNA. RefSeq lists its product as uncharacterized. Gene Ontology annotation, biological process: protein phosphorylation. The transcript has 3 exons. The record is from RefSeq and is a predicted model, not a curated record. NCBI's taxonomy places the organism in Eukaryota, Evosea, Eumycetozoa, Dictyosteliales, Dictyosteliaceae. The coding region runs from base 1 to 3741 and encodes 1246 amino acids. Gene Ontology annotation, molecular function: protein kinase activity; ATP binding.
AUGAUCAAUUCUAUUUUAUCAAAUAAUAGUAAUAAUACUACCAACAGUAGUAAUAGCAUUAAAAUUUGUAAGGAGGAGGAGAAAGAUUUAACUUUACAAUCAUUAUUAAAAUGCUCAAGUGGCACCAUUCUAUUUAGCCAAUUUGGUGUUCUAAAUCAACAACAACAACAAAAAAAUAAUGAUAACAAUAUAGAUAAUAAUCAAUUAAUAAUUGAAAGUGUAAAUAACAGUAGUAUUUGUAUAAAUAAUAAAAAAUCAAAUGACAGUAUAUUUUUAAAUAAUAUUAACACACCAAAUAGUAGCAAUACAUCAUCAUCAAAUGAUAAUAGUUUAAAUAAUACAAAUCCCAAUUUAUUAUUAAGUAAUAAUAGUGUAUCAAUUAAUAAUGGUGAUGAAGAGGUAAUAAUAAAUGGUUAUAAUGAUGACAACUAUCCAAUUGAUGAAAAUUUUCUAGAUUUUAAUAAUGAUAGCAGUGGGGAUAAUGUAAAUAAUAGUUUAGAGGGAAAUGAAUUCAAUGAUGAUUCAUUAAGAAGAUCAUCUCAGUUUGGUAAUGAUGACGAUAAUAUAUCAACAUCAUCCGAAGACUCAGAAAAUAUUGAUGAAAUUUUAGUAUACACCGAAGAUAUCGAAUCAGAAAAAGAAAAAAGAAGAGAAAGAUUAAUAACUUCACCACCAAGUUUUGAUCCACAUACAAUUUAUUCAAUGUCUCAGUCAUUAUUAAAUUGUUCUUUAUCAUGUUCACAAGGUAGUAAUUCAAUUCAUAAUAGUGCAAGUAAUAAUGAUAUUGCACAUUCAUUAAAUAAUAGCAAUAAUAGUAUCAAUCAAUCAUUUUCAUCAUCAUUUCAAAAUCAACCUUAUUUUCCAAUAAAUAAUAAUAAUAGCAAUAAUUAUAAUAGUAGCAGCAAUAGUAAUAGUAUAAACUCUUCUGAACAACAUCCAUUAUCAUUACAACAUGUUUUACAACAACAAUUAGAAUCAUCAAAUCAAUUUUUCCCAAUUGUUAAUAGUAAUAGUAAAUCAUCAUCAAAUUUAUUAUUAAAUAGUUUCGGUAGUAGUAAUAGUGCUAGUAGUGGUUUAAGUAAUAUUAUGUUUUCACCAUUUUCUCCACCAUUUUCAACAUCGCCUCCAAUGUCCCCACCAAAUCGUAAUAUUAGAUCAAUGACUUUUCCGGGUACAUGUUCAUCCAACAGUAAUAAUAUUAUUAAUAAUAAUAAUGUUAUCAGUAGUUCAAACAAUUCAACAGUUAGUUUUAAUAGUAAUAAUAGUUUAAACAAUUCAACAUCAAAAAUAAAUCCAUUAAAUUUAAAAUCAAUUAGAAGAAGUACUGAUGAUACAACAUUUUAUAAUAGCCAACAACAUUCACCAUCCAAUAAUCAAAGAGUACAAUUAGAUGAAAAAACAUUAGAGCAAUUAAGAAAUAUAAGAAAGGAAAUUUAUGAAUUAAUCGAAAGAAAGGAAUCAUUAAAAGAAAAACAAAAUCUAAUUAAUGAAGGUUAUUCUGAAAAUUGUGAAAACUUUGAAAAUAUUGAAGAAGAAAUUUUAAAUAUCAAAUUAAAAAUAGAACAGCUCGAAGGUCAAUUAUUUACCUUGUCACCAAAUUCCGGAUGCAAUGCUUCGUCAACAAAUAAUUCAUGUAGUGGUAAUAGUAGUGGUGGUUUCAAUUUAAAUAUUAACUCCAGUAUUAAUAGUGGAAGUGGUAGUAGUCAUAUAUCACCAAGAUACAAUUCGUCCUCUUCUUUAACAAAUUCAUUAAGAAAAUUUUCACAAGAGCUAAAGUUAGAAUUAAGACCUUUAGAUUUAAGAGCCGAGCUUUAUAGCAAUACCAACCAUCAUGUCACUUCACCACGUAAAUCAUCAUUACGUGGGAGUCCAGUUUCAUUUUUUGAAAUUGAUGAUCAAAUUGAUACAGAAAUUUCAGAAAAGAAAAGUUUAGAACAAUUUGAAUCGCUUAUUGAAUUAAUUCAAGAGAAUCAAUUACACACCCGUUCAAUCGAGUUAAAAGAUUUAGAACUAAAAGAAAAGAUUGAUGUUGGCAGAACCAAUAAUAUCUGGCAGGUCGAAUAUAAAAAUACUUCAUUGGUAUUAAAGCAACCCAAAGAUUCAAAUGAUCCCAAAGCUAAAGAAAGAAAAGAGAUAUUGUUCAACCGUUACCAAUCAAUUCAACACAAGAAUUUAAAUUUAUUAGUUGGCUUUUGUGGUGAAAGUAUUUUAUAUGAAAGCUUUAAAGAUAUGACUUUGCUCUAUGACUUGCUACACAAAGAUCCAAUCAAAAUCGAUAUGACUUUAUUUAUGAAAAUUGCUAAGGAUGUCGCUACCGCUAUCUCAGAACUACAUUCAAAUGGUAUUUUACAUGGUAACUUAACAAGUAAAUCUGUAUAUAUUGAUAAAUUCCAAAUUGUUAAAGUAUCAUUCCCAAAAUUAAAUGCAUCAGAUUUAAAUAACCCUUCAAUUGAACCACGUUAUAUGGCACCAGAAAUUACUAAAAUGGAAACAGAUCAAAUAUCAAGCUCGAUCGAUGUUUAUUCAUAUGCAUUUGUUUUAUGGGAAAUGUUAACCAAUACCAUUCCAUUUAGAAAAUUCAAUGAUGUUUCUGUAGCUGCUAAGGUUGCUUAUGAAAAUUUACGUCCAAGAAUUCCAACAAGCUGUCCUUUAAUUGUUAGAAGAUUAAUCAAUCGUUGUUGGUCACCAAAUCCAUGUGAACGUCCAGCUUUUACUGAUAUCAUUAAGCUUUUUGAUCAUUUAGAAGGAAAACUAUUCUUUUCGUCUCCUGGUAUACUAUGGUCUUUAAAUCACGAUCAAGAAAUUGAAAAAGAAAAGCAAAAGAAAUUAAAGUUUGACGAAAUAACAGAAUUCCUCCGUGGUAAAAAAGAAAUAAAAUUUGAGGAGAUUGCAAUUUGUGAAAAGAUUGGCCAGGGUUCAUUUGCAAAUGUUUAUAGUGGUAUUUGGAACGGUUUUCGUUGUGCUAUUAAAAUUUUAAAGAAUGAAAAUCUAUCACAUAGCGAAAAAUUCAUUAAAGAAGUUGCAAGCCUUAUUCAAGCUCAUCAUCCAAAUGUCGUCAGUUUCUUUGGUGCUUGUGUUGAACCACCUUGUAUUUUUACAGAGUAUAUGGAAGGUGGCAAUUUAUAUGAAAUUCUUCAUGUUAAAAAAAUUAAAUUGGAUCGUUUAAUGAUGUUCAAAAUUGUCCAAGAUUUGGCUUUGGGUAUGGAGCAUUUGCAUUCAUUACCAUCACCAAUGUUACACCGUGAUUUAACAAGUAAAAAUAUUUUGCUUGAUGAAUUUAAAAAUAUAAAAAUAGCAGACUUUGGUUUAGCUACUUAUCUCAAUGACGAAAUGACUCUUGCUGGUGUUUGCAAUCCAAGAUGGAGAGCACCAGAAAUUACAAAGGGUUUAAAUUAUAACGAAAAAAUUGAUGUUUAUUCAUUUGGUUUGGUUGUAUACGAAAUAUAUACUGGAAAGAUUCCAUUUGAAGGUAUUGAUGGUUCUGCUGCUGCCGCUAAAUCAGCCUAUGAAAAUUAUAGACCAGAAAUUCCAAUUGACAUCCCAAUUUCAAUAAGAUUGUUAAUCACUAAAUGUUGGGCUGCACUUCCAGAUGAUAGACCAUCAUUCACAGAAAUCCUCCACGAAUUAACUUUAAUCAAACCAAAGAUCAUUAAACAAGUCAAUAUGUUUACAGAUUUAACAAAUGCAGAAAGUGAUGAAGAAGAUAAAAAUUUAAAUUAUGACUGUGAUGAAGAAAACUAAAUUUAAAUUAUUUUUUAAGAUAAUUCAAAUUUAAAUUAAUUUUUUUUUUAAAUUAAAAAAAAAAAAACUUGUAAAAAAUCAUUUUAAUAUCAAAAACUUUUAAUAAAUCGAUUUAUAAAAAAUAUAUAAAUAUAUAUUUUUAUAACUUUUAAUAAUAUUAUAAUUAUAAAUAAUUAUAAUUAAUUUUUUUAAAAAAAAAA